Molecule: messenger RNA, 14640 nt
Organism: Tympanuchus pallidicinctus (lesser prairie-chicken)
Lineage: Eukaryota; Metazoa; Chordata; Aves; Galliformes; Phasianidae
Gene: BICD1
Product: BICD cargo adaptor 1
Exons: 9
Coding region: 69-2873 (934 amino acids)
Biological process (GO): protein localization to organelle; regulation of microtubule cytoskeleton organization; positive regulation of receptor-mediated endocytosis
Cellular component (GO): cytosol; Golgi apparatus
Molecular function (GO): dynein intermediate chain binding; cytoskeletal adaptor activity; dynein complex binding
Source: RefSeq, a predicted model, not a curated record
CCGCCCCUCGGCCGCGCCCGCCCCCUCGCUGCUUCGGCGACGCGGUGAACGGCAGAGCCGGCGGGGCUAUGGCUGCGGAGGAGGUGCUGCAGGGCGCGGACCAUUACAAGAGCGAGAUCGAGCGGCUGACCCGGGAGCUCUCCGAGACGACCCACGAGAAGAUCCAGGCGGCGGAAUAUGGGCUGGUGGUGCUGGAGGAGAAGCUCACCCUCAAGCAGCAGUACGACGAGCUGGAGGCGGAGUAUGACGGCCUCAAGCAGGAGCUGGAGCAGCUGAAGGAGGCAUUUGGACAGUCUUUCUCAAUUCACCGCAAAGUAGCUGAAGAUGGGGAAACACGAGAAGAGACUCUACUCCAGGAAUCUGCAUCAAAAGAAGCUUAUUACCUGGGGAAGAUUUUGGAGAUGCAGAACGAGCUGAAGCAGAGCAAGGCGGUGGUCACCAACGUUCAGGCAGAGAAUGAGAGACUCACUGCUAUUGUCCAAGACUUGAAAGAGAAUAAUGAAAUGGUGGAACUGCAGAGGAUACGAAUGAAGGAUGAAAUUCGAGAGUACAAGUUUCGAGAGGCAAGGCUCCUGCAGGACUACACUGAACUGGAAGAAGAAAAUAUCACUCUGCAGAAGCUGGUAUCCACACUGAAACAGAACCAAGUUGAAUACGAAGGCUUAAAGCAUGAGAUUAAACGAUUUGAGGAGGAGACAGUAUUACUUAAUAGUCAGCUAGAAGAUGCCAUCCGGCUGAAGGAGAUUGCUGAGCAUCAGCUGGAGGAAGCUCUGGAAACUUUAAAAAAUGAAAGGGAGCAAAAGAACAAUCUGAGAAAGGAACUCUCCCAGUACAUCAACCUCAAUGAUAGUAUGUAUAAUAAUCAUAUUAAUAUAUCAGUAGAUGGAUUAAAGUUUGCAGAAGAUACAAGUGAGCCCAACAAUGAUGACAAAAUGAAUGGACAUAUCCAUGGGUCUCUUGUGAAACUUAACGGUGACUACCGAACUCCCACGAGUAGGAAAGGAGAAUCUCUGCACCCCGUCUCUGAUCUCUUCAGUGAGCUCAACAUAUCAGAAAUACAGAAACUGAAGCAGCAACUCAUGCAGGUUGAAAGAGAAAAGGCCAUUCUCCUGGCCAACCUGCAGGAAUCUCAGACGCAGUUGGAGCACACCAAAGGAGCCCUGACCGAGCAACAUGAGCGAGUCCACAGGCUCACGGAGCACGUCAACGCCAUGAGGGGCCUGCAGAGCAACAAGGAGCUGAAAGCAGAGCAUGACUGUGAGAAGGGGCGAGACCCCAGCGAGGAAGCACACGACUAUGAAGUGGACAUCAAUGGUUUGGAGAUCCUAGAAUGUAAAUAUAAAGUAGCUGUUACGGAAGUGAUAGACCUUAAAGCAGAAAUCAAAGCCUUAAAGGAGAAAUAUAAUAAUUAUGUGGAAAACUACACUGAAGAAAAGGCCAAGUAUGAGAGCAGAAUCCAGACUUACGAUGAACAGGUGACAAGCCUAGAGAAAUCAACCAAGGAAAGCCAGGAAAAGAUGGUCCAUAUGGAAAAGGAGUUGCAAAGGAUGACAAGCAUAGCGAAUGAAAACCACAAUACCCUCAACACCGCCCAGGACGAGCUGGUGACGUUCAGCGAGGAGCUGGCUCAGCUCUACCAUCACGUCUGCCUGUGCAACAACGAGACACCUAACAGGGUCAUGUUGGACUAUUACAGGCAGAGCAGAGUUACCCGCAGUGGCAGCCUGAAAGGCCCAGAUGACCCACGGGGUCUCCUUUCCCCUCGGCUUGCCAGAAGGGGAAUGGCAUCGCCGGUAGAAGCCAGGACUCCGACCGAGCAGGUGACAAAAGAGGCCCCAGAGCCUGGCAAGGAGCAGAGCCCAACGAAAACACCUACAAUUUCCCCUGUCAUCACUGCCCCUCCUUCCUCCCCAGUCUCCGACAGCAGUGACAUUCGCAAAGAGCCGAUGAACAUCUACAACCUCAACGCCAUAAUAAGGGACCAAAUCAAGCAUUUGCAGAAAGCUGUAGAUCGGUCGCUGCAGCUGUCGCGCCAACGUGCUGCAGCCCGGGAGCUGGCGCCCAUGAUUGAUAAAGACAAGGAGGCCUUAAUGGAAGAGAUUCUGAAACUGAAAUCCCUCCUGAGUACAAAGCGGGAGCAGAUAGCAACCCUGAGAGCAGUGCUGAAAGCCAACAAGCAGACAGCUGAAGUGGCAUUAGCCAAUCUGAAGAAUAAAUACGAAAAUGAAAAAGCUAUGGUGACUGAAACCAUGACCAAACUACGAAAUGAGCUGAAGGCUUUGAAGGAGGAUGCAGCAACCUUCUCAUCCUUGAGAGCAAUGUUUGCAACCAGGUGUGAUGAGUACGUCACGCAGCUGGAUGAGAUGCAAAGGCAGCUGGCAGCUGCAGAGGAUGAGAAGAAGACCCUAAACUCUCUGUUGCGCAUGGCUAUCCAGCAAAAACUUGCCCUUACCCAACGACUGGAGGAUUUAGAGUUCGACCAUGAGCAGUCCCGACGCAGCAAAGGCAAGCUUGGAAAGAGCAAGAUCGGCAGCCCUAAAGUAAGUGAGGAGGCAUCAGCCACCGUGCCAACCAUAGACACUUUCCUCCUGCAUAGUCAGGGCCCACAGCAGCCAAACUUACUGGUCAGCAGUGGCACUCAGAGGAAAAGACUAUUCUCACCUUCCCUUUGUGAUCAGAGCCAUCCCAGGACUUCAGGGACCUACCUCCAGAAAUUAUUAAGAGCCCCCCCUCAUCCCGCCUCCACAGAAUCAUAUCUUCUGAGGGGUCCCCCUUCCAUGAGUGAAUUCAUCCAUGGGCACCGUCUCAGCAAGGAAAAAAGGUUAACUGUGGCCACACCAGAGACCAUCAGGCCAAGGAAAAAUGGUGUUUAAUCCAAGGACUUGAUGACCUUUGUGUGAAGACAUGUGACCUGUGUAUCGGAUCUGCUCUUUGAUGGUUAGAAGAAGCAAUGAUUUAAAAAGAAGACUGCUCAACGGAUAAGACGAAUUAUUUACUGUUAUUUAUUUACUGCAAAAUUGUUAGUAAUAAAUAUAUAAAUUUUACAUUACAUUGUAAAAUAUGUAAUCUUUAAAUAUGGAACUCUAGGUCCUGACUUUCUUUAUGCAUUAAAUUUUUGUCCCCAUUUUUGUGGACCACCAUCUAAUGUCUCUCAGAGCAUCACAGAUUCACAGGCCAACAGAGUGAGAAACACUGUCACAGUCUCUCUGACUUCUUGCGGUAACAGAGGCCAAGGGAUAAAGCAGCUUGAAAAGUAGAAUUGCCUUGAAAAUAUAUUUGUUUAGAGUCUCAUCUGACACCUUAGGUACAUCUUUUUAAGUGAAGAGGCUUGAGACAGUGCUACUGAUUUAUGUCACAGUUUCCCUUGUGAUCAUAAAAUAGUCAGCUUUCUGACUGCAUUUGUCAAAGCUGUAUUCCAUUACAUGGAUUUGGUCUCAGCCAGGCAUCCUGACAGGUGAGCCUGACAGGUUCAAACCAGUGAUUUAUUUUGAGCACUCCAAUUCCAUUCUCAGCAGAGCCCAUGUCAGAAUCAGGAUGAGGAUCAGCAUCAGUCUUGCCAAUUCCUGGAAGGUUAUUAAAAGACCAAAGGAGUAAGACACUAAGUAGGAUUUUAUGUGUUCUGUCUAGUUAUCUUUUUUUCCUGAAGGUAAAAGGAACAGUAAAAGAUGGUAUUCUGCUGCCUUUAGAGAAUGUUUAAAAUGCCUGCUUGUAACAGAGAAUUUAUUUUUCCAGAUGAUAUAUGCAGUAAAACAAACAAGCAAAGUAACAACUCCCACCUUCUUGGGUGGGUUUUCUAUGGCACUGAUGUUGCCAGAGUGCAAGAAACAUCUGGACAAUCCUUUCAGACAAAUGGUCUAAGUUUUGAGUGGUCCUGUCCGGAGCCAGGAGUUGGACUCAAUGAUCCUUACGAGUCUCUUCUAACUUAGGCUGUUCUAUGAUUCUUCUUCAUCACAGAGAUGGCAAAAGAACUAUGUCCAAACUCAUACGCUAGGAGUGGAAGGGAGAAUGAAUCAGGACAAAAUUAAUUGUGUUGGGUUUUAAUUUUGUUUUUUAAAGCCGUGAAAGGUUUCUAUCCUCUGAAGAUUUCAGCCACACGAUUUGUGUGAUUUGCUAUCUUUUCAUUAGCUCCUAGUACGGGGGACUGCGAGGCUGUAGGUGGGAAUGCAUUUGAUGGAGACUAAGAGCCAGAAAGCUGCUUUCUUCAGAGGUAGAUCCUGGCAUGAAGAAUCGCUCAUAAAGCCCUGGAGACUCACUACUGAAGCUAAACUAAGGGCCUUUCAAGAGAGUAAUUUCUUACUUGAUUUCCCCUUGACUGCCAUCAACUUUGAAUCAGCACGUGUGUCCAUCUGACAUCAAGCUGUGGCAAUAUGACAUUAUCUGGGCCAUCUAAUUGAAUUAAUGGCUGCUAACCAUGUGGCUAACUAUAUCACUAAUCCAUUUCCAAAGUAUUGCACUUCGUUUCCUCUAGGUAAUACCCGAGGUAAUGGUAUGCAUAUAGUUUUGCCGUGCAUUUCUUUUUCCCUUCUGUUACUAACAUGUAUUUUUACACAUCAAAAUCUUUAUUCCUCUGAUAGAGAGAUCCAGCCUGUAUUUGUCCAACAGAAUUCCAGCCUACUUUCGCAUUUUCACGAUUACCUGAAGAAUUCAGCGCAUAAAGAAAAAAGCUGGUUUUGGCAUUGUUUAACACUGAAUUAAAAAUGACCUUUCAUUGCAGUUGUAUUCAAAAUCUUUCCAAAUUUUCGUAUACAGGGCUUGAAAAAAAAGUCAGUAGAUAUCUCCUAUUAUCUUACAGUCAGAAAAAUGAAAUACACUUCUCCUGACUUCUUCAGCAAAAGAACAAGACAGAAAAAGGCUACCAUAAGUGCCUUGAUACUAGUUUUUUUUUCUUCUUCUUCUUUUUUUCCAUCUGUUACUUUAGGAUGGGAAUUCUCAAAGUUGAAUUUAAAAUCCUCCAAUUCUGGUUGAAGAUUUGUGUACAGUCCAAUAUUUUACUCUACGGAAGUAGAAAAAGAAAGAAAAUGUGUGACAUUUCUCUCAAAUCCAUAGCCUAUCUGAGUUCUCAUGUUUGUUGACACAACCUGGUUUAGCCUAUCGAGUUUCCACAGAACUAUCUUGAUUUACUUCAGUUUUUGUUCUGUAGGUUUUAGAUUUUUUUUUUUUUUUUUCCAUUUUUGCAAGACCAUUUCAUAGAAUGGUGUUUCUAAAGCUUGUAAAAAUAAAAGCCACUUUUAAUGGCUUUUGACAGUAAAUUUUGGAGAACUGUUCUUUCCAUAAAACACAUUAAACAUGAAAGUUUGCUUGAUUUUCAGAUGUCUUUCAAGGCUGUUUUACAGAAUGGCUUUUACUUCUCCUGAGAAGAGACUAAUAUGGAAGAUAAAGACAGCUCAAGGAGGGCCAUAUAAUAGUGCAACUGCUCAAGCACUCAGACCAUCACUUCUUGUACUUAAUUAAAAGUAUAUGUAUAUCUUAACAGAAAAUCAUCCAAGACUAAUUUCCACUGUAGCUCUGUUAUAUUCAAAUCAAAAAUGAUUAACAAUUUGAUACAAAUAACUAGUUUUUACUUAAUGGUUUGCAUUCUUACCAUCAAAUUCAGCUAAAUUUGUGUAAUGCUGAAGGAAAUUCCGAUAGAGUGAUAUGAUAAUAAAUGCUAAUAGAUUAUCCAAGAACUAAUUUGGACCAUCUGAAGGUAGAAAUUAUUUCUUAAAGCUGAGAAGGAAAACAAUGAAAGAAACUCAGUCAUCCAAUAUGGAGGUCCUAGUAAGUCUCUCAGUUAAGUUUUUAAUUUGAGACACAAGGGGAAUUGCAUAAGAGUUGUCUUUGUUAACUGCCCUUUUACAGGUAGUGGUUUCACCUAAGAGGAGUAAGUUAGAAAUCUGGGAAUGCACAGUCUUACCAAUACGAGGAGCAGUGGGUCUUCUGAGUAGAGCAGUCAUUAUAGGGAGUUAUAGGAAAUGCAAGGUGUUGUGUAACCUCUCCUGACAGAAGGAUUGGGCAACACCCACUGCUGCUGUUUUCAUUUCUUCAUGCUAUAUGUUGAGCUCUUUCAAGGUAUAAUUUUUUAGGAAAAUGCUUUUUAAGAAAUACUCUGUAGAUUCACUGUGAAAACAAAAGUGCACAACCUUUCUCUUAUAUAUGUCUUAAAAUAACGUUGUUGUGGAAGUUGUGACAUGGGACAAGAUUCUUGGCUUCUGUUUCUGCUUUUUUCACAUUGUUUAAGUAGUGGGAAGAUAUGGAAAAUAUGUUCAAAGAGAAUAUUAUGGGUAGAAACUCUUGGUAGGAGAUGAAGCUGGCUUUCCCUUCCCAGUUUGGAUGCAGUGUUUGGGAAAAUGAUCAGGAGUGGUUCAGGCUGAUGCUCAAUGGAAGAGGCUGUCCACAGAGAAGACCCAUGCACCCUACAUAAAUGGAAAGGCAGGGGGAAGGGGAAGAUGUUUUUGAUAGUAGUUUGUGUCUUCUUUCCGUAUGUGGUGAAUAGGGCUUAAGCUCAUGGUUUGUAGCUGUGUGCUUUGUUUUCUUGCUUAGAAAUAUUUUGCAAAAAAUGGCUCUAGCUUUGCUUUAGAACUUAAAUACCAGAAUCACAACACUUCUUGGACAUUUCUGAACCAUGCUACCAUAAAUACUACUUCAGUUACCUAAACUUUGCCUUUUUUAAUAUACUUCUUUCACUUUAGAAGCAGUAGGACUGUUAGAACUCUGAACAGUGAAGAAAGCACGGCUUAUUUAAAAAUUAUUAUGGAAGAAGUUGUUUGAGGAAUAUUAUCAGACGAGGCCUGAAUUUUGUUAGGAGCGUGCACUGAAGAUCUCCAUAACUGAUCAGGUCAUCCUGUGAACAGUUUUCAAAGCAGUUAUUUACUUGCCCUAGUUGAGUUAUCUCCGAGCUUGUACAAUCAACUCUGGCAAGGCUCAUACAAUAUUGGUGUAACAUGUCUCUGCUCUCCAUAGAAAACAAAUUUUGUGUGACUUUUACCAGUGUUUUGAAAAGCUAGAGGGUUUUUUGUUUGUUUGUUUUCAUCUGAACAUGAUGCUCUUCACAGAAAGGAUAAUUCAGUCAUUAUUACCCGUGUUCCACUUUUUGUUCUGCAUUGUUCUAUUUUCUGUGACUUUUGUAAAUAUGACAUAUCUGUGUAUAUAAGUGUCCAUUGUUUAAUGAGUGUUAUUAGUGCAUAUAUACAGAUAUAUGUAUAUACUUUCUUGCUCUUCGGGCCAUGUCUUGCAUCUGAUAUGCUCAUUUAACAAAGCUUAAUGAGCAUUACAUAUUUAUGCCAUUUCAAGCAUGGUACAUUGUCCUUGUGAAGGCCGUUUUGAAUUUGAAGAAGAGUAUCCUUGCCAAGGACAUUAGUUGGCUGUAACUGAUGAAGAAGUCAGCUAGCUAAAUGUACUUUUACCUCUUGGUGCCACUGUGAACAGGACUUUUUUGCUCUAUGCUUUUCCUCUCUUUCACUUAGCUUUCCAGUUGCCACAGAUGAGACCAAAAUCAUUUCAUGCUUAUCAGUAUAAUUUAGCUACUUCAACAUAAUUUAGCUGCUAUGUCAUGAAUUCACUGCAAUUCUAUGGGUUACAUUGAAUUCUUACUUUUAUUUUUCCUUACAUAAAAAGUGGAUCCAAAAUAAAACCUCUUUUAAUAGAAAUCCAGAUCUGUUUGUUGAAAGAUUUGGAAAAAAAAAAGAAAAAAAAAGAAAAAGAUUGCAGUGAAACCCAUGCCUUACUGUUGCAUAUUUUCAUCAAAAGGUUAUUGACAUUUUUCCUUCUAUAUCCAAGUUAUGAUCUCAUUGUUAGCUGGAAUAUUAAAUGUUAACAUAAUUUGCUGAAGUUCUCCAGUAAAUCUUUAUUAGACUCCUGAUUAUUUCUAACAAUAUGGGCAUGCAGGUGAUACAUCAUAUGUUAUAGGUGUGUUACCAGAUAUUUCUUGCUUUCUGUGAAAAUUUUGGGCUUUGGAAUCCAAUGUUAUCUAUUAGCUAAAAUAGCACUUCAGGUUUCUUGAAAAUGUUGAUAACAAAAAUCAUCUGUCUUUAUCUUCUUUUAUGACAAGGUUUAAUGUGGUUUCACGACUUACUGAUUUUUACCAUCAAAUAUACAGGAAUAUUCAAUAUUGCGCUUCUCAUCUCAUAAAAUAGGCAAAGCAGAAGUGAGUAUCUGUUUAAAUUGGACACACUGAUAUUUUAGCUCUCCGAUAGAGCAGUUCCUUGGACUGUUGUGAUGUAUGGAGUAAGUUCACCAGAAAUCUUUAACCAAAUUGAGUAUCUCUAAUAAUAAGUAUUUUCCUGCCUGCAUUUUUAGACCUAUGAAAACUUAUAGUUGUACCUUAUGUUGUUUCUUCCAAAGCCUAUUUAAGCUGUUAUUCCCAUUAGCUUCAAGUUUUGGAUCGGGCCCUUGUUUUCCUGCAAAAUACUGCAAAUAUUUUUGGUUUAAAUAUAUUUGUGACCAUCUGAAAUAUAUUUCAGAAACUAAGGUUUCCAUAAAAAAUGGGUAAUCAUCUCAACAGAAAUGUGAUUUAUUUUAAGACCUUCCUUUUCCUCUUUUGCAAUCUCUGAAAUGUGUGUGUGUCUGUUAGUGAAUAAGUAUCUCAUGAUGCCUCAGAUCUUUCUAAAUGUGCUUUUUAUGAACUGUGUAUAAAAGAAACUGAAUGUAUUUAUUGUUUCAGCUUCUACCCAUUCCCAUUUCUGCUGUUUUACUAACCCAUUAUUUAGCUUCUUGACAGAUUUAAUGAGGAAUUAUUUAAAGCAUUCAAAGAAACCAUUUGAAAAAUGACAUAAACUUAUCGUGAUAUAAAAAGUGUGAAAAAACCUACAGAGUUGACAAUUGGUCUUUUAAUGGUUUUAGUUUAAACUUGGAGAAUAAAUGUAUCUCACAGAUUUUAUUAACGAGUAAGAAAAAAUCUUAUAUUAUUAUUACUGUUCUUAAUAUGAGCUCCAGUAAAGAGCAAGACUGGCAUAUAGCUUGGAUAUGUCAAUACUGAAGCACAUGAAUUGAUGGGAAACAGCUCUCAAGGCUGGGGAUAAUUUAGAUCUAAAAAUAAAGUAGAAGUCAAGUCUUGCAAGGUAAGGGGGGAGAGAGUAUUUUGUUACUGCUGCACAGAUGAAAGAGCUCCAAGAAUAUAGCCAAGACACCCGACAUAGUAUAGGAAGCCACUGAGUAAGAGAUGUACUAAGCUAUGUCUGUCAAUGCCAACGUGUCACGUAGUGCACAGAGUUCUUAAUGAUGCUCCAUGGGUUUUAUGGGUUUCAUUGUGGAAUUCAAAUAAGGCAGAUAGCACUUCUCUAAAUGUUAUAAGAAAAUAGCUAUGAAAUACCCUGCCUGUUCCAACAGGCUUGCUCAUCUGGUCUUACUUGUGAGAAGCAGUUAGCACGUGGCUUUCUGUGAUGUUUACUCUGAGAGUAUUCUGUCUGGCAUAAUCUGGAAGGCAAAUGGGAGAAAAGAGGAGGAGCAGGUGACAGAAGCUUGGGUGCGUAGAAACAGAGGGACAUUCCUGGGCCACUUUGGAAGACAACAAGCAGAAGUGACAAGAGACGAAGAUCAGUGUGCAAAUGGGAGUUUAGCAGCAGGCUCACAACUCUCAACAUUUAUUCUUCAAAUAUUGAGAAGACUAAGAAAUAGGUUGUGGAAGAAUUCUUUUUUGUUGUUGUUGAAACAUCUUCAACUAACAAAAAUCAUCUAAUUUCUCUGAAUAGUAAGUUUAAGAUAUGAAUUACUUGGAUGUUUGUAAGGCUUGAAAUAAAAAUUUCAUAGUAUGUCAUAUUCACUAUGAAGUAAGUCAGAACUCAUACCUCAUAGAUAAAUAUGUCUAUCUACAAUCAACCAUCUAUCAACUAUCCUUUUUUUUUCCAGUUUAAUGGAAGGAUAGAACUGAGGGAAAAGCCAAGGGAGCUGACUACUGAAAAAUGUUUAAGAGCUAACUUACUACAGGUCAUGUUUAUGUGGAAUGUUAUAGCUGCCAGAAAAGGACUGGCUCUCACAGAGUUCUGCAGCAUCUCUGUUUCUUGACUCAGGCCCCCUGGCACUGCUGGUUUUGCUCUGAGAUCAGGACAACUCGAGUCAAUCCUGCUUUAAGAGAGCUGAGAUCUGUGAGGCUGGCUAGGCUCACGAUGGCUCCACUGGAGUCCUCUCCUUCCAGGAAUACCCUGCAGAAACACAGAGCUGCACUCACUUUGCAGCUGACAGGCUUCCCAGCUGGAACUUUUUACAGGGCAAAAGUGACUGCGUUAUUUCCAGACCCAAACUGACCCUGGAAACAGGAGAAGGGAGAGACUCUUCUGAUCUUUGACCUGUACCAUUGUUGAUGCCUUUUUCCUAAGGUGGACCAUAGCUGUCCUCUCAUCAGUUGUUUGUGAUAACCGUUAACACUGAAAGUUCCUCUUGGCCUUGAAGAAGGUCAAAGUUAUCUUAUAGAAGCAGAAAUAAAUGAUAAGUGAAACUAGCUAGUCAAAUAUUAGCCUAAACAUCUUUUUUCAUGAACUAUGAAAGAUAGAUAGAUAAGAAGAAGACAUUUUUUUCCCUCUAGACAUGAAUAGACGUGUCUCAUCCUAUCAGAUUGCAGUUUGAAAGCACCUCUACAAGUCUCAACUCAGCAAGAUGGGCAUGUGUUUUACUAGCUUCUGCCCCAUUCUCCUUGGCAUAUCACAUUUGUCUUUUGAGUUUGGAAGUUCUCCUUGUUCCUUGCCUUCGAAUAGAGGGGAUUGAUUCAUUGUCUUCAUAGGCCUCUGAUGUGAGGCAAUGUGUUUCUUGCCUUUGCACAGCCAGAAGACUCCUUGUUUAUUUUUUUUGCCCAGUACUUUUGACUCUUCCUUCAUUCUCUUCUAUUAAACUGUCGUCUCAGAGAAUAAAAUAAUAAAUUACCGUAUAAAUGGGGACAGCUUCUCUUUUCAAGUAAAUUGUGAAUUACAUCUUCACAGACAUGUUGUCAAAUUCCUCAAAGUCAGUUGACAUUGGAUAGUGUGACACAAAGCUAUAGAUUCUCUAAAACAUUUAGCUAUUAUAGAAAGGCUUUCAGUUAUCCUGGAGUGAUUGAUGACAUAUUCAAGAAAAUGUGUUUUAAAAGACUGAAAAAAGCCUCUAUCUGUUUGUUUUUUUCCCCUUCCAAUUAAAAAUAUAUUUCCCUAGUGUUUUCCAUAUCAGAAAUACCAAACACUACCUGUUUAAAAAACAACAAAAACUUUGUUGAUUGGCUCAGUUUAGUCCUUUGAGAUAAAAGAGAAAACCUUCUCUAAAGAUAGCUAGGCACAAUUAAAACUGUUGUAUAUUAGUGAUUCAUUCCCAGCAUCUCCAGUAUGUUUCUCAGGAUUCUUACUAUUCUUGGUCUUAGUGAUCUUCAUAGAAUGCUGUCAAAUUUACUGAAUGUCAAAACGUAUUGAAGUGUUCCACUGCAUUCUAUUGAGUCUUGAGCAGGUGGGACUAAAAAUGUUUGCACAUAGAAUAUUCACCAGGGACAUUGCUGAUGUCAACAGAAGGCAAGCCCAUCUAUCAGAUGCUAAUAACCCCAUUUAGCAGCCCUGUGUUGAUUAGAGUCAUCCAGUUUAUGGACUGGAGGGCAGAGCACACAUUGUGACACGAGGGAAAUGCAUUGUUUUGGUGGCUGAGUCAAAGGGAAGCACAGGAAAAUAUUUUUUUCUGAGAUUUGCUCUCAACAAGUAAUUUAUAGUUGCACAUGCAGUUCUCAUAUGAACAGAUGUAGCUUCACUGAGCUUGUUAUUUUAAUGCUCUUACAUCAGGAGCUGAUUAGCCCAAUUAAGACUGGGUUUUAGAUUCCUAAUGAAAAUCAACACUGCCUAAUGUGUGAAAGAAAAUCUCUGAGUCCUUCACAUCUCCAUUCCUAGCAAAUGGCUAAAAUGUUAAGAACUGAAAAGCCUGAACAAGCCAAACUUACAGUAGAAUUCAUGCCUCUGAAGCUCCAAAAGGUGCUGUGGUGAUCUGAUAUUGCCAUAGGACUCUAUACUCACUUCAUCCUGCUGAACUCAUUAAAAAUUGUUGUGUGCAUUUUGUUUGUAGCAUAGCUCCUCUUUGCUUUUUAUGAUCGAAAUCAUCACUGACUUGCAUUUCUUUGUCACAGGUUCAUGGAGUCAUAAAAGCACUCUUAGGAGCUCAGCCAGCUCGUACCAUGUCCCAGUCACUCACUGCCUCACAGCAAGUGGAAAUGAUAGGGAAAUAAAGGAGUUUGUAUUUAAUAACUCAGUGCUUUUCUCUGAGGUCAUGCCAUAUAUAAUCUGUUUCUGCUCCCCAAGUGUCUUCUACAAAAAUGUCAAUGUGUCCUUUCAGUUAGUAGCUAGAUUGAUAUUCCUACAGGCUUAAAAAUAGUGGGAACAGACCUCUUCCAGUUUAACAUUUUUUUGUUUUCAUACAAGCGUGUCUGACUUUCCUUGUCUUUAUGGCAUGUGGCAGUAAAGGCAUGUUUGAAACUAUUAAUCUUCAGUAGACUGUUUCAGAAGAAAGCAUUCUUUUACUUGACAGAAUCAGAAGUUCCAUAGUAGAGCAGAAAGACCAAAUGCUGUCUUCCAGUUUUCACCAUUAAGCACAGUAUAACAAGAAGUCAUUUCACGACUGUCAUGGCUUUAAAUAAUAGGGUUGCAAAUCCUGCAGAACAUUUAAAAGGAUUAAACACAGAAGGAAUAAAGUUAGCUCUGGCACAGCUGCUUGGAUCUAAGUAGAUGGGAGCCUCUUUGAAUUUCAGAUGUGUAUGUGUAAGCCAUAUGCAUUCUGCUUAACUAUUUCCUACCGUAGUGCUCAGGUACUUCACUCUGAGGGAAUGUAGAAGAACAGUUCAGCCUUUUUAAGUCACGUGGGCCACUAGUUACAGGUGUGACUGAGGUUGAGCCAGAUUCUAUGCGUGUUGCUGACACCAAGGAGAACUGCCGCCAUGUGAAGUAGGGAGCUUGCUUUUGUUGAACAUUUCUUACCCAGGCUUCAUGAUGCCUGCAGAAUCUGGCUCUAUGUUUGUGUGCUCUGCCAAGUCUAGCAGAUGAAGAGGCUUCAUAAAAUGUUUGCGGGAUGCUGAGAUAUUAGAAUAUGAUCAUAAAUCAGGCAUUUGCGUUAUUCCUGGCAAAGCCUGUUAGAACAGUUUCUUCUGUAUCUGUGAAACCUAUCCACACCUUUUCAUCACACAGCAUUCUGCUUUCUUCUUUUUCUCACUCUCCUGUUAAGUUGUUGGAGAAAACUUCGCUUUGGACUUCAGCAAACUAGUUCAUUUAGAAUACAACAUUAAUUUUUUCUCUGGCCAUCAUUUUCCUUCUGUAGUUACAGGCUUCUCUGUCUAUCAGGCACCACUUUCCUUUCAGCUGAGCUUUGUGCUGAAUGACCCUUUUAUUGGGGUCUGUAUGGGUUGUAAGCUCUUGCAUUCCUGUGCUGCAAGGACCAUAGAGGCCAUCUUAGCAUAUGAGAGAAUGGCACAAUAUCCUUUCUUCUUCUGCUUCUUCUUCCCGACACAAUGGUACCUGCACUAGCUGUACAUAAAUAUUUCUGAAGUAGUUAUCUAUGUACUUGAGAAUAUGUCCAAAACCCUCUCCUGCUAUCUGAAGCAGGAAGAAACUAAUGAUUUGGUUAUGCAUGCUUCCACCCACUGGAGAUCAGCACAGAUUUUGAUGAGAAGCAAGGAGAAACAUUCUGGUCUUGUACAAAAAGGAAAUGUCAUGGUGCUGGAUUUGUUGCUCACUCUUUGUGGGAAGCUGUGUUGUUUUGUUAUCAUCCAGAUUCCUGACAGUAGAUUACUCACAGGUUCUUCCACUUGACUGAGACAAAGAGUAGAAAUGCAUUUCAGAGGCCAUCAAUAUUGUAAAGGGAAAAGGUUACUGGUGUUGAGCUUUAAUGGUGUUUAGCAGCAAUUAGAAAAUGGAAUUCUUUCCUAUCACAUGAAGUUUGAUCAUCUCAUUUUAUGUAACUCCUUCCCACUGAACAGUUAGGUUGAGAACAAUAGAUCUCAAACUGCACUAGAGACAAAAAGUGACCUCUGGCAGUUCUCCGGGUGGUCUGAGUUUCUCUAAUGCUCAGAAGGAUGCUGACGUGUGUGCUCUCUGACAAUCUGAAUCAUGCAAGCCAUGGCCAGAUUAAUGUAGGGAAAACUUUUUUUGACACUUGUAAAUCGUACUAGAAAAUAAUGAGCCCCAAAGCAGAUUUUUUUCAUGUUCAGCUACUUCUCUUAACUCCUUCAAAUACUAUGGAGUACCUGCUGUAUGAAUUCCUCCCUUCCCUUCUCUACGAGAAGACAUUCUCAAAAGCACUGUUUAGAAGUUGUGAAGACUUGCAAACUUCUCACAGAUCAUGAUGAGAUGGCAUCUGUAAUAACUGCUUUAGGGAUAGAAGUUCUUUGGAGAAAUUUUGGGUAGCUUUAUUGACAUUUUUAUAUUAGAUGUAAGCAAAACGACUUUAUCAUCUGCAGAAGAAUGAUGGGUAUAAGGUUUAAAUUCACAUCCUGAAUCUAGCCCACUAUAGCUGUGUGUUUAAAAUAAAAAAAUGUUAAGGGAAGACAAAUGUAAAUGUCUUCACUGCUUCUGAAAAGAAAAAAAAAAGGCAACAAUUAUUGUUACUGCUAUCAAGAAAAAGGUGUUUCUGUCAGAUAAGGAUCACACGAACAUUCCUCACUAAAUCUCUCCAUCAGAUGCACAGCCUGUGUAUUGCUGUUACUAACCCCUUGCUCUGUAAUCUCUCUGUAUAUAUGUC